Cyclocybe aegerita is the source of this 762-nucleotide messenger RNA. The record is from the annotation of a GenBank genome assembly. NCBI's taxonomy places the organism in Eukaryota, Fungi, Basidiomycota, Agaricomycetes, Agaricales, Hemipholiotaceae.
AUGUCACACAUGUGGAACGCCACCAAAGCGAAGGUUCAACUCCGCCUCUCUGUGCAGCGCCUUCGCACUCUUCAGCAGAAGAAGGAAGCGCAAGCCAAAGCUGCUCGUCGUGAUAUCGCAACCUUGGUGGAGCGGGGAAAGAUAGAAACAGCUCGCGUCAAGAUAGAAACAAUCAUCAAUGAGGAUAUCCACAUUGAGCUCUUGGAGUUACUUGAAUUAUAUUGCGAACUCCUGCUUGCUCGUUUUGGGCUCCUGGAUCAGAACACCCGCGAACCAGACCCAGGAAUUGCAGAAGGCGUUUGCAGCGUGAUACAUGCAGCUCCGCGGACUGAGCUCAAAGAAUUGCACAUAUUACGAGACAUUCUCAUGCAUAAAUAUGGUCGCGAAUUCUCCCUUGCUGUGAUGGAAAACCGGGAUGGAUGUGUGAGCAGUCGGGUGAUGAGUAAAAUGUCGACAGCGACCCCUCCGCCAAGCCUAGUCGACGCGUAUCUAACAGAGAUCACGAAGGCUUAUGGCGUGCCUUGGUUACGGCCCAAUGAAGAAGGAAAUGAAGAAGGAAAGGAUACCAACAGAGAUGUUUCAUCUACGGACGCUGAAACGAAGACAGAGAACUCUAAAAACAACGAAAAUAAGUCUAGACCCACUUCGACUUCACCAGAGCCCGCUCCCAAAUCUACAGAAUCAAAGAAAGUGACACCUGCUCCAGUUGAAGACGAGUUUGAGGCGCUGGCACGACGGUUCGCGGAAUUGAAGAAGCGUUAG